AUGCUCUCUCACUCUCUCUCUCUCUCUCUCUCUCUCUCUCUCUCUCUCUUUAAAGAGCUUACUUUGAAACUAGGAAAAUUGUCUUUCUUUUUUAUAUUUAUUUAUCGUGCUUCCAUUCUUUCUUUCCUUCCUUUCUUUCUCCCUUCCUUCUUUCCUUCCUUUUUCCUUUCUUUCUUUCUGCUUUCUUUCUGUAUCUUCAUUACUUUUUCUUUCGUUGUCAUUUUUCUUUUUCUUACUUUGCUUUCUCUUCUCUUUCUUUUCUUUUUCUUUCUUUCUUUGUUUCUUUUUUUUUUCCUUUCCCUUUGUUUUGUCCUUUUUCUUUUUCUCUUUCUUUUCUUUUUCACUUUUUUCUUUGUUUCUUGUUUUUCCUUUUCCUUUCCUUUUCACUUUUGUCCUUUUUUUCUUUGCUUUCUUUCUUUUUUUUUUCUUUCUUUCUUUGUUUCUUGUUUUUUCCUUUCCUUUCCUUUUCUUUUUUGUCCUUUUUCUUACUUUUUUUCUUCUUCUCUUUCUUUUCUUUUUCUUUCUUUCUUUGUUUCUUGUUUUUCCUUUCCUUUCCUUUUCACUUUUUUUGUCCUUUUCUUACUUUGCUUUCUCUUCUCUUUCUUUUCUUUUUUCUUUCUUUCUUUGUUUCUUGUUUUUUCCUUUCCUUUCCUUUUCACUUUUUGUCCUUUUUCUUACUUUGCUUUCUCUUCUCUUUCUUUUCUUUUUUCUUUCUUUCUUUGUUUCUUGUUUUUUCCUUUCCUUUCCUUUUCACUUUUUGUCCUUUUUCUUACUUUGCUUUCUCUUCUCUUUCUUUUUUUUUUCUUUCUUUCUUUUGUUUCUUUUUUUCCUUUCCUUUCCUUUCACUUUUGUCCUUUUUCUUACUUUUUUCUCUUUCUCUUUCUUUUCUUUUUUUUUUCUUUGUUUUUGUUUUCCUUUCCUUUCCUUUUCACUUUUUGUCCUUUUUCUUACUUUGCUUUCUUUGUCUUUUUUUUUUCUAUCUUUCUUACAUUCUUUCUUGAUCUUGUUCGUUCCUUUCUUUUUCUUCCUUUGUCUUUUUUCUUACUUUGCUUUCUUUUUCUUUGUUUUCUUUCUUUGGUUUCUUUCUUUCUUGUUUAUAUUUUUCUUUCGUUGUCUUUUCUCUUUUUCUUUCUUUCCUUGCCUUUUCUUUUUUUUCUAUCAUUUUUCCUCUUUUCUUUCUUUCUUUCUUUCUUUCUUUCUUUCUUUGUCUUUUUCUCCCGUUUCUUUCUUUCCCUCUUUUACCGUCUGUUUUUCUUUCUUUCCAGAGUUAAGCAUUAUGGACCCUACUCGCUUCACAGACUGUGUCUUUCUUUCUCUCUCUCUCUCUCUCUCUCUCUCUCUCUCUCUCUCUCAUUCUCUUCUGUUUCUUUCUAUCUAUCUACCUAUCUCAGUUUUUUAUCUAUCUAUCUAUCUAUCUAUCUAUCUAUCUAUCUAUCUAUCUAUCUAUCUGUGACGCUUUCUGUUCAUAUCUAUCCAUCUCACUCUGUUUCUUUCUAUCUAUCUACCUAUCUCAGGUUUUCACUAUCUAUCUAUCUAUCUAUCUAUCUAUCUAUCUAUCUAUCUAUUUCACAGCAGCGCAUACGCGCAAAUAAGCUCACCGUUGCGCACACACGCAGACAAAUACGGCGCACUUCUCUCCUCUCUUCGCACACAAGCGCGAAGCGACGGCAUAUAGCCAUCACUUUUGCUAGCAAAAUCAAUAUUGUCACUAAUCAAAUUCGCCUGCAGAACCCCGCUAGACUGGAACGUACGAAGUAA
This is a messenger RNA of Acanthosepion pharaonis, 1758 nucleotides long. The record is from the annotation of a GenBank genome assembly. Lineage: Eukaryota; Metazoa; Mollusca; Cephalopoda; Sepiida; Sepiidae.